CGAGGUACCGAGCAAUAGAGCUACCACCGAGGAAAGCGCCUCGAUCUCUAGCGUAGGCUACCACUACGAGACGCGCUUACUUGCUCGGUUAAACCUGUCACAAUGCCCCGACAGAACUUAGCCACGCCGCCAUCAUCCUUGUCGGACUCGAACUCCUCCGGACGCCGUGACCCCGGCGAAGCCAUGCACGACAACGGCGGCCACUUCCCGUUACCCGACGACUAUUUCCCGGAGAUCCACCUCACGUCCAAAGAGAUCAAGAACUAUGAGUCACAGAUGCAGGAGAUCGUCAAAAACGCACUGGCGGAGUACGAGCUGCACGAGGCGAAAGGGGCGUACCCCGUCUAUCGAGCCCCGUGGAAUGUCGUCGGUAAGGUGGAAGGUCUCACGACGAUCAAGAAGGAGACACCCGACAGCCCUACGGCCAGCCAGGCACGUAUCUUUGGCCGCAUUAACGGCGACUACCGCCACUUUAUCGACUUCUUUUACGCCGAGACGUCAGCCGAGCUUUUCGCGUGGAACCAGUUCAUGUUCGGAUACGCCACGGAUGCGGCGGUACUCAAGAACAUCCACACGGUCGCAUCCAAGGAGAAAUGUCUGUACAUGGGCAUCAAGUGGACGUGUUUGAACCCGUCGCCGCUCGUCAAGAAGCGUGACAACUGCUACAUGGAAUACUUGAACUACACAAAGGACCUGCGUGGUCGCGAUGUGGGCGUCCGUGUCACGCUCCCGCUCGACAUCCCUGAAUGUCCAGAGCUGCCCAAAAAGCUCAAGACUAAGCGGAUUCGACUGAACACCGUUUGGAUCUCAAGACCUGCCGAUCGAGAGCCCAACGUGACAGAAUUCUUCAUGUUGUCCCGGAACAACUUCAACGGGUUGGCGGUCACCGCCAACUACUACAAGCGCAUGAUGAAUAUCCUUAUGAACAUGGCGGUCUUCGUGGACUCGCGACGCAUUUUGAUGCAAGGAGUGAUGCAACGGAAGAGUUGGGCCAAGUCGAGAUCACGUAAAAGUUGCAGCGUUUGUUCGCGUAAGUUCGGACCAACUCGCCGUCGCCACCACUGCCGUCUGUGCGGAGAUCUCAUUUGUCGGCGGUGCGCCAUCGUACGUGACGCCCCCAAAGAGGAAGACGCUGACAGCGCGUCAACGGGAUCAAACAGGACGUUCGAGAUCGUCAAAACGAAAUUCUGCGUGCUGUGCGUAACGAAGAUGCGCGAGUCUCGCAACAACCUGCUGGUGCCGGUACCUGCGCCAAGCGGCAAACUAUCGGUGGUCGACUGUGACUACGAGGCUUUGGAUCUGGGCGAGUCCCGCCACUCGGGUGUUUCUGAGACGGAAUCCGAGGGUGGCCAUAUUUCCUUCUUUUCCGAGACCGGAAGCAGCGCCCGAUCGCUGCAGUUCUCACCGCGAUCCACUUCGAUCUCUUCGACCUCCUCAAGUAUCGGCAAAAUAUCUUUCGUGUCGAAGCUCGAUGUGAUUGAUGAUCAGUCCGUGACAAUUCUGGCAGACCCACGAAUGACUGCCAGUGAAUUGAUCGAAGAGGAGGUGACGGAGGUUAUCGACACGAUUGAUAUGGUGCCGGUGUCGGCGUUCAACUCUUCAGUGCGGAGUUCAAACCAAGAUGACAGUGGCAAGACGAGCUCGGGCAGCGGCUCCAAUUGGUCUCCGCCCGGUUCCAAGACGUCACCGCGGUCGCUGGACCAGUGCCUUGCCGAGCAGGAGGAGCUGCUGCGCCGCAUGAUGCUCUCGGCCAGCGGUAUGCGCCAACAAAACAGCACGAACCCAGGAAGCGGGAUCUUGGGUAGCAGCGGGUGCGGUACUUCCGGUGGUGUCCAAUCGACCAGGUCUCGCCCGGAUGUUACACUCUACGAGGGAUAACUACUCUUCGUCCUGUCUGCAAGAAGCAUUAUAAACCUAAGUGUAAUUGAAAUGUGUUGGAAUGCGUUUUCUAACAGCAAAGUUAUGUUGAAC
Molecule: messenger RNA, 1971 nt
Organism: Phytophthora nicotianae INRA-310
Lineage: Eukaryota; Oomycota; Peronosporomycetes; Peronosporales; Peronosporaceae
Exons: 2
Coding region: 103-1878 (591 amino acids)
Molecular function (GO): metal ion binding
Source: RefSeq, a predicted model, not a curated record